CAGGACAAAAUCAUCCGCGGGGAUGGGGACAGGCGGUUCGGUUCCUGUAUGGCGUUUUGUACCAUCAGCCCACCGAUUAUUUCUUAGACCAGGGAAGUAAGUCGACUUAAUUGAUCGAUUGAUUAUUUCCCCUUCCCCUUCUCCUGAACAAUUACCCAAAAUAGGAGGCUGGGCCAGUAACAGUGGAGAACUCGGAUCGCGGCCCAGCCUCCUCUGUUCAAUAACAAUGCGUACGUAUACAAUAGGGCCACAUACUACUUACCAAACCACAAUACGAAAUUUCUUUCCUUGUUAUCCAUCAUAUAUCAAUUGAAAUUUCAAUUGAGUUGAGAGUCUCUUAAUUUCUUCUAUUCUUUUCUUUGUUUGUUCACUUCCUUCUCACUCACUUAUCAUAUCAUCAUCCCUCGUAUCUAUCAAUCCGCUUACACAAACCCACGCCCACACCCGCACCUUUACACAGGGCAUUCCCUGUUUCCCGUGUCCCGUUUCCGCACACAGUAAUAUAUCUGUUGGGCGCCCCCACAAAAACCCCCGUGGGAUAAAUUUAAUAUGAGCAGAAUGUCCCAUCCCACGGCCAUGAACUCACCUUCCAGACCGCGCCCACGACAAGCACAACAAAUACCACGUGACUACGACGACGGACUUCCACCAGCAAUAUAUCAUAACGGAGGCGGCGCGAAGCCUCCAGGCCCAAGUGGUCCUCCGCGAUUUGAUAGUCACGACGAUUUUUACGAUUUUCUGGAUAGCAACCGAGGACCUAUGCCCGGGCCAUCCAGCGCCAACGCAAACGCUAGUGCUACAUUGCAGGCGCCCCCUCCAUCCCAGAUGUCCCAGCAGCAGCAGCAGCAGCGCUUCGGACAGGGUGGUGGUGGCGGUGGUAGCGGAGGACCUAGUCCGACGCAGAGCAGACCGCCACUGACGAAUUCGUUUCCCCCACAAGGAGGGGGGAGCAGUUCCGAUCGUCCGCGGCCCCCAAGUUACUCCGGCAGCAGCCGAUCUGAGGAAAUGCUCGUAGCGGGCGAUCGCAACAGCGUCGACAAUUCGCGAGUCCAGCGCCAAAAUGGGCGUCGAGGCGGCCCUAGCAAACCUGUAUCAGGCCCGCGCCCACCAACCAGCAGUUCCGGAGGUUCCUCUCCGCCACGCACUUCAUCAGGCUACGCCAUGAACCACCCACAAAUACAACAAGCGCAGGCGCAAGCGCAAGCACAAUCCAAAUCACUAAAUGCAGACCCCGGCCUCUCGGUGCCUGGCGCAAGCCUCGGCGCCUCCAUCCAGCGGCUCAAAAGCCCAAGUGUGAUGGAUUGCGUGCUGCAGCCUCUUGACCAAAAAGUGCGCGAGUACAAUGAAUUAAUGUCACGAGAGCAAGAUGAGAUGGACCGACUCGAUGCAGAACUUCGCGCGCUACAGGAACGCCGCGCAGAUGCUGAGACACGCUACCUUGAUGCUAAAGGCAAGCACGAUGACUACAGGCGCCAAUAUGUCGAUGUAGAGCGUGCACUACGUGGCGAGGGGUCUUUACCUCCUCCCACGCCCCGCGAGCAGCAGCAGCCCCCACCACCACAGAAUGUGCCGCUUGCACGACAGCAGACACGGCCUAUGAGUCUGCAGGAUGACGAUGACUUCGACGAUGAUGAUGAUUUGAUGCCCCCGCCAUCGGCGCACAGGCGCAUCAAUUCCCAGCAAUCAUUUGGGCGAUCUUCACAAAAAGGAGGAUCGGGACGCUUCCGGUUCAGCCUAUUUGGGGGCAAGUAGACGAAUCAACGACUCCCGAUAUGAAGCUCGAUGCAUGAGGGACGACAGGACUCAACUAGGAAGGGGAGGAGAAAUACGACCGUAAUAGGGUGGAUUGGACUAACGACUUAUGCUAACGUUUUUUGCGCUUCUUCGUCGCUAUGUAAUGAUAGGGUAAUGAUGGCAAUUAGAACCAGUAGAUGGACGGCAUGGAAAACGGAGUCAA
This is a messenger RNA of Hypoxylon trugodes, 1957 nucleotides long. RefSeq lists its product as uncharacterized. The transcript has a single exon. The record is from RefSeq and is a predicted model, not a curated record. Bases 550 to 1752 code for a protein of 400 amino acids. Lineage: Eukaryota; Fungi; Ascomycota; Sordariomycetes; Xylariales; Hypoxylaceae.